This is a messenger RNA of Beauveria bassiana ARSEF 2860, 1011 nucleotides long. Its product is annotated as DUF1665 domain protein. Gene Ontology annotation, biological process: maturation of 5.8S rRNA; maturation of LSU-rRNA. The transcript has a single exon. The record is from RefSeq and is a predicted model, not a curated record. Gene Ontology annotation, cellular component: preribosome, large subunit precursor. The coding region runs from base 1 to 1011 and encodes 336 amino acids. Lineage: Eukaryota; Fungi; Ascomycota; Sordariomycetes; Hypocreales; Cordycipitaceae.
AUGGCCGGUCCCUCUAACAAAAAGCGCCUCAUGGGCAGCAAGUUUCAGAAACCCAUGAAGCGGCAAAAGCGUGAACGACGUGUGCAAAAGGAAUACCAUAGCAGCACAGAGGACGAAGAAGAGGGCGAGGACCAGCAGCAAGACUUUGACGCCGUCAACCUGCUAGACUCGGACGACGAUAUUCACAAUGCCAAGGCCGACGAUAUUGGCGCAGAGGAAGACGGCAGCGGCCUGUCAAGUUCGGAAGACGACGCCCCGUCGAAAAAGGCUGGUGCCGCCAAAGGCAGCGCAAAGCUCAAGGCUAAGAUGCCCAAGAAGCUGGCCGCAAAUGAUGACAGCGCCCUUCAAGAGGGUCUACCCGAGGAUGAAGACGAUGAUGACGACGAAGACGAAGACGAAGACAUGAAUGAUGAAUUCGACCUGGGUGACGACGACGAUGAUGAAGACGAAGACGGCUCCAGAAGACCCAAGAAGCGCAACGACCCAGCCGCGUUCGCCACAUCGCUGUCCAAGAUUCUGUCCACAAAAUUGUCGUCCUCGAAACGCGCCGAUCCAGUCCUCGCGCGCAGCGCGGCUGCGCACGAGACGUCCAGGGCGGUGCUGGACAGCGCGCUCGAGGCCAAAGCCAAGCGGGCGCUGCGGGAGCAAAAGCGCAAGGCGCAGGAAAAGGGCCGCGUGCGCGACGUGCUACUAGCCCCGGUGGCGGUGGCGGCGGCGCCGGCGGGACCUGGUCGGGAGGAAAAGCCCGAGAUCACGACGGGAGAAAUCCUGGCGGCCGAGGCCAAGCUGCGCAAGGUGGCGCAGAGGGGCGUGGUGAAGAUGUUUAAUGCGGUGCGCGCGGCGCAGGUCAAGUCGACAGAGGCGGAGCGGGCGACGCGGCAGGCGGGCGUGAUUGGCAUGGCGCGGAGGGAGGAAAAGGUGAAUGAGAUGAGCAAAAAGGGCUUCUUGGACUUGCUGGCGUCGGGAGGAAGCGCGCUGAACAAGAGCGCGAGCGCGAUUGAGGAGGCGUAG